CCACGAUCCACUCACUUCAUAGUCCCCGUAUCCUCCACUCCACGCGUCUUCACGAUGGGAGAAUCUCGUACGGAACUUCUUGCCUGGCUCAACGACCUCCUCCAGAUCAACUACCAAAAAGUUGAACAAUGCGGGACCGGUGGCGCGUACUGUCAGGUCAUAGACUCGAUCUACGGCGAUAUGCCCAUGAAUCGCGUAAAGAUGAAUGCAAAACAAGAGUACGAGUUUCUCGCCAAUUUCAAGAUCCUCCAGAAUUCCUUCGUCAAGCACAAGAUCGAAAGGCCUAUCCCAGUAGAACGUUUGGUAAAGUGCAAGAUGCAGGACAACCUCGAGUUCUUGCAGUGGAUCAAGCGCUUUUGGGACACCAACUAUGGUGGACAGGGCUACGACCCCGUUGCGCGGAGACGUGGCGUUCCGACCGACACCCCCGCUACUAUCGCCCCUCUCGCUCCCUCAACGUCUCGCACGGCUGGCGGCCUGCACGCCGGAGGGGCGCGAGCAGGCGGGCGCACGCCAGUUACCGGUCACCGUGCGGGCUCCACGCAACCAAAUGAGGCCCUUCAGAACUUGCAGGCCCAGCUGAGGGAGAUGAACGCGCAUCUGGAGGGUCUCGAGAAGGAGCGUGACUUCUACUUCGCGAAGUUGCGCGACAUCGAGAUCAUUGUCCAGCAACAGCUCGAGACGCUGCAAGCAGAGGACAGGGACGAUCCGAUUCUACGGGAGGUUCAGAAGAUUCUAUACUCGACGGAGGAGGGCUUCGAGGUGCCAGAAGGCACGGUCGACGAGGAGGAGACGUUCUAAUCAUGUCACAGCAGAUGGCAUACCAUGGCCGGUUGAAGAGUUGCGAUGAGAGAGAAGUAUACGCCUCCCCCCCAAUUAUAUUCCCAUUUAGUCUUCAACCCACUGUCCGCACUCUGGUCGAACCCCAAGUGUAUCGUGGCGCCGCGUUCCUUUUGUCCUCCGUAGUUCUCUAGCUUUGUCUCUGCGUAUUCGUCGCUAUGUCACUGCGCUUACCAAUAUCAUCUUCCUUAGAUGAUCAUGUAUCGUGUCCUGUGCAAGGUACCCUCUUUGUGAAAUCGGGGUUUGCCUGCUCAGCACUGGAACCCGGAAUUGCGUGGCUGCAGUAGGUGAUCUUACCCACGCCGUACACUGCCGCAGUCACGAAUCGGAUGGACUUCGAUAAUUGAGUGCAUCUCGAAUUGAUCAUCGUGCCGAGAUGGGCCAUCGAACUGCAGGUGCUUGUGGUAUUGGCUCUUAUGAUGAUGAUUCACAGCUUUAGGUCGUAGUAUGACCGUAGGAAAGGGAAGACCCCUCGGAUGCCUGGAUUACGAUGAUAGAGCACACG
Messenger RNA from Dichomitus squalens LYAD-421 SS1, 1345 nucleotides. Its product is annotated as microtubule binding protein. Gene Ontology annotation, cellular component: microtubule plus-end; microtubule organizing center; cytoplasmic microtubule. Lineage: Eukaryota; Fungi; Basidiomycota; Agaricomycetes; Polyporales; Polyporaceae. Gene Ontology annotation, molecular function: microtubule plus-end binding. The coding region runs from base 55 to 801 and encodes 248 amino acids. The record is from RefSeq and is a predicted model, not a curated record. The transcript is spliced from 6 exons. Gene Ontology annotation, biological process: regulation of microtubule polymerization or depolymerization; spindle assembly; protein localization to microtubule plus-end.